AAACAAUCAAUGGCGGGUUAUUACAAUACUUGACAAAAGUUAAAAUUAUAAAAUUAUAUGUUUUUGUAAACCCCUUACAAAUUAAAAUGUCUGAUCGUCGGCCUUCCAGGUAUGACUUUCUACACGAAAAUACUUUUUGACAUAUUCAUGAUAUUAACUUAUUCGAAAAUCUAAAUAACGGUAAAUGAAUGCAGAGUUAAUUCUGUCACUAAAUUUAAAUCUAAGUAAAUGUAUCCCUAAACCUCCCUAACCUGAACCCUAAAUCUUAGCCUAAAUAUAUACCUAACCUGAACCCUAAUUCACGGCAACUUUAAUAAUAACACGUAAAUGACGUCAGGGUGAUAUCGCUUACUCUUAGCUUUGGCUUUAGACUAAAGUUUAGUUUAGCCAAGCCAAAUCAAAUCAAUACUAUUGACAAUAGCCUAUAUAUAAUAUUAAUAUUUUUAUUUUAAUUAUUAUUUUUUUAAGAAAUCAUCUAUUAUAUAAUAAUCAAGCCUGUUAACCCACGGAUUAGUGUCAGAGUAGUUUUCAGCUCUCAAAAACGUAGUUUCAAGUUCCAAACAAUAGUUUGGUCAAUUAGUGGGAUGGGGGAGGGGGGGGAUUUACAAUUUAAAAAAAAACAAAGUCACGAAAUCUGCUCCACUGCUUAGCACCCCAACUAUUUAUUUGUUAUUAAAAAUAAACCAAACGAAAAACUCCAGAAACUAGUUUUUUUAGGUUCAUCGUUGCACCGUACCAUAGUCUUACGCCUAGGCUUAAACUUAAACACAUAGUUACUAUGGCAAAAGCGUAAGUAGGGGUAAGCAGGUCUGCUAUUAGUGCUAUACUCUGCUAUGGCUAUAGUUACUAUAACUGUCUAGUCCUGAAGAAUGACAGGGCCCAAAAUGUAUUGAAAUUUUAUGACUAUAUUAGGAAUAUAACAAAAUUGAUGACAUUUCUUAGGCUUUAUAAAAAGAAACUUGAAAAUGCCUGAUAGUGUCACAAAACGCCCACACUGAUGACAACUUUAAUAUAAACAACCAAAAAUUUGAGAGCGUGGCUACAUUAAAAUAUCUAUGGGCGACUAUAAACAAGCACAAUAAAAUAAUUUCGGAGGAGAAAGAAAGGAUAACACCAGUUCCUAUUUCAGCCUACAAAAGCUACUGGGAAGCAAAAACCUCUCAAGAGCAACAAAGAAGACAAUAUACACCACUAUCAUAAGACCAGUAGUAACUUACGCUCAUGAGACUUGGUUCCUUAACAGAAAAGCAGAGAUUGUUUAGUACUUGGGGCGGAAAAUCCUCAAAAAAUUAUAUGGCCCAGUGAUAGAAAAUGAUGUCUGGAGAAUCCUUACAAAAAGCUAUACCAAUUGUACAAAGACCCACCCAUAGUCCCAGCAAUAAAAAAAGGCAGACUGGGCUGGGCAGGACAUAUUGAAAGGAUGCCGGAUUGUAGAGCUGCAAAAGUGAUAUACAGGCAUAAGCCUUGGAGCAGACAACUCACCGGUCACCCAAGACUGAGAUGGAUCGACGAAGUAGAGAAGAAUUUACACUAGUUGGGGGUUCCCGCAUGGUGGCGGAAAGUCAUGUAUCGUUCCAAUUGGAAGGAUGUAGUGAGGCAGGCCAUGGCCCUACAUGGGCUGUAGCGCUACUUAUGAUGAUGAUGAUUCCUUUAUAAAAAAGACAUAUGACACACACUCACACGAAUGGCUUAUUAUUAUAUUAAUUAAUUAGGCUUCGGAAUUAGGGUAAAAAUUGGUAUGACAAGCCAUUCAUUUCCUUGCGCCAAUUUUUACUUAAUCAGGUUUUGAUGUAUUGUAUCCUCCAUUAAAAUUAUGACUUUUCCAUGGCCUGUAAAUGUAUAUUUAUUUUAGGAAAUACUAAACAAGUAUUAUUUUAAAGGUAUUUUCUUUUAAAUCUAAAAUUAUUUGAGUAAUUUUUGGUCACUUUUCGCAAUCCAUGCCACGUUGAGUUACUGUGUAGGAUUCUGUCCCUUUUGUUUAUUCUUGGAUUACUAGAGUUAACUUUUCUUAAAUGUGAUGAUGGAAAGUUUUAAAUUAAAAUUUCAUGGGUAGGUUAAUUAUAAUUUUUUAAUUUUAUGGUUUUUUAGAAAACAUGGGUAUAUUAUUGUAUUAUAUUAAUUUUCUGACAAAUUUUGGAUUUUCUUUUUGGUGGAACCUGAAAUAAAGUGUGUAAAAGUAAGUGUAUUUUAUGAAACUGAAAGUUGGGUUUCCAUUAUUUUAAAAUUAUUUGUACGGUAUUGUUUUUUCUUUAUUUUUACAAUAUUCUUACCACAGUAUGUAACUGUAGCCGCAUACAUGUUUUGGUUGAGGGAAGGGAGCAUGUAACGGCUGAAAUUAUAUGAGAAAGGGGGUCAUGGCAGGUGUUAGGAAAUUUUGCAGCAUAUCUAGAGGGAUAUCGGCUGAAAUUAUUUCAAUUUUUUACGUUUUGUUCCUAUUUUUGUUUCCCUCAGUAAAUAGCAAAACCAGCAGAUUCUCUCCAUUUCCCCACCCAUUUUAGCAGACGUGUGUUUUUUUUACAUGGUGACCAUCUCGGUUGCCACAGGUCAUGGCAACCAAGAUUGCAGCCAAGGGAAAUAAAUGGUGCAGAUUGCAUAAAUUUGCCAAGUUUUUAAAUCCGAGGCUAACCUAAACCUUUUUUCACGCCCAUUAACUACAAAUCAAAGAUAUUUAAAUAAACUUGUAUAAACAUGUGUGUCCUUCAAUUAACACAUUUGAUAUAUUGAUAUCUUCAUUAAAAAUAUAGUCAAAAUUUUGAAUGCUCCUAAACUGUAUCUUUGAAAAAUUGUAACACAUAGACUUCUUAUGUGUAAAGAAGAAUCUACAACCCGAUGUUCACAUUAUUUAAAGAAUAUGGUUAUUUUUUAAAAAUUAACAUCUCUACCAAAGUUAAAUCUGUAAUAGUAACAUAAACUGACCUGGAGAUAUUGAUAUUUACUUUGUUAAUGGGUUUGAUGUUAUUGGCAAUUUCUAAUAUGAUCUGACUGAACCUUUAUUAACCUGAAGUCUGCUCUUGUCCAAUGAAUAAUGCCCUCUUUGGUAAUAUAAGCAAUUAGCAAGCCAUAGUUUAUAAUGAAUAUUGUGAUCCAUUGUAGACUUAGUUAGCCUUUUACCUAAGAUACACACAAUUAAAAGAAAACCCAAAGUCUUAUGUAUAGACAAUAAAUCAAUGCUUAAAAGUAAGUUCGUAUUAAGUUUUACCAUAUGGGAGAGUCACACAUAUUUUUGUCCCAACUGUACAACUUGGUUGUUUUCAUUUACUGUUAACUAAUUAUUGAUACAAUGAAAAAUUAUUUCAGGAUCCGUAAACCUGUUAACUACUCUGGAUUUGAGGAUACUUCUGAUGGUAGGAAACAUACAUUAGUAUUGGUGAAGUCAAAGUAAACAUUCUGCCUGAAACUUCUAAAUUAUUAUCUCUUAUUCAAAUUGCAAAACAGGGGCAUUAAAGUAAAACUGAAGUGGAACUGAAAUUUUGAAUACUUUGAAAAUGUGGAUGUUCGAAGGGGAGGGUACUAUCUUACCUAGAACCAUAAAUAGCAAUUUCUAAAACAGACCAAAAAACAAUCCUUAUUUAACCUACUUUGGACCCAAACACCAGCCUCUCUACCAGAUCACAUUCUUUCAUUUAUUUAAAUAAAUGAUUUAUAACAAUAUUUGGACAUAAGUGAAGAUAUAGUUAUUGUUUGUAAAUUGCCAGUAACUCCGGAUAAUUUUAUAAAUAAUUACAGUGUCUUAAUCUUCUUUUAUUUUCCCUCAAAUGAAAUUUAAGGUUUCUUACAUUUUCUUAGAUUUACAUUUUGCUCUUAGCAUUUGAGUAAAAAAAAAAUGACGAGAUCAUUUUCAUAUUUUAGUGUUGAGAGAAAAACCCACUUAAAAUGAAAUGAAUUACUUUGUAUAAAAUGUUCUUUAUGUCUUCCAUUCAUUAUCAGAUGAUUUUGCCAACAACACUCCGCCUCCAUCCAAAAAGCCUAAAGCAGAAGUAAGGGAUACAAAGUCUAAAAUAUCAAAAUCAUCACCAAAGGCAGGACAAAAAGAAUCAUUGAGUUCCAGUAAUAUCUCAACCCCAAUAUUGGACAGUGGCAAGAAAAGGUGACGUUCAAAUAAUUUUAUAUUUAUUUUUUAGAUGACACCCAUAAUAUUAUCUGUGGUUGUAUUUUGUGGGUGCUCCGUUUUUAAUCCCAAACCUUUUCGGUAUUGUAUUCUUACUUUUGUAUUGGGGUUGUUUUUAUUUUUUGAGGAUUUCAUCCUGCGUAAGAAAAGGGCUACCUUGUCUUCAUUACAUAGCGGGGGCCACCAUUUGGGUAAAUUUUAGUAGCAACCUCUUAGCUGUUGGGUACAUACUCUACUAUAUUGUUACGCACUGGCUUCUAUUGUGAGAAAUUAAUCUCCUAUUCUAAAUUUUAUGGCUCGUUCAAACAGUGCCUAACAAAGGAUGAUACCAUAGAUAAAUACAAUAACAAAAUUACGACACCCAAAACAGUUGCCAAUUACAAUUAAUAAGAUUUAAUUUCGUAAUAAUACAAGAACAAAACAAAAUAAAUAUAAUGACAAAUCAUCAACUUACAGAGUAUGGUAGAACUGGUACCUGUACACAAUUAGUACAAUGUGCCAAUGAAUGAAGAAUGCAAAUAACACAAUAUAAGCACACAAAGAAUAAUACACGUCUCGUAAAGUUAAAAAUAUCUAUCAAUCUAUCUGAAUCCCCCCUCGCAAUGUGCCUGUCAAUCCCUUUAUAUAUGGGGGUCUACAGACGCGUAAGCCCUGCCUUCCAGAAGCUACUCAGCAUUUGUUUACAUAUCUAGAACAAUCGCAAACAUUCUGCAAAAUACUUGGAGACAGUUCAACCAUAUUUAAUUGGAAAGGCGGUAGUAAACAAGAUACAUCAAAUGAAUAGGCCAUGCCCACAACAAGCGCUAACGUUUGCUAGGGAUCUAAUUUGGGUCAAGCAAAGUUCAAGCACUGGAAAAUGGUGUACUACAUAACAAUAUGUUAUAGUGCCACAUGUGAACUAAUUUAUGGAAAAAGAUGUUUUGUGUAGAGGGUAUAUGUGUUGGCUUAUCUAUUAUGCCCACAACAAGCGCUAACGUUUGCUAGGGAUCUAAUUUGGGUCAAGCAAAGUUCAAGCACUGGAAAAUGGUGUACUACAUAACAAUAUGUUAUAGUGCCACAUGUGAACUAAUUUAUGGAAAAAGAUGUUUUGUGUAGAGGGUAUAUGUGUUGGCUUAUCUAUUAUGCUGAGUCUUUGUAACACAUUUGAGUAUGGGGAAAUGACAGUUAGUUUGGUUGUUAUGGUGUGGAUCGAUGUCUGUGCUGUGUUGGUUUUUCAGAAUGUAUUGUAUUUGAAUAAAAAGACGUGUGUUUUAUGAAGUAUAGGUUUGCGAAGUUACUACUAUAACCCCUAGACAAAUAAGUCUGACAUAACUGUUUAAGAUCAACGUGACAGUCAUUUUAUUUGUUGAAAAUAAUGCAGUUGCUCUUUUUUAAUAAUUAUGAUGAAGAAUGAAAUAUAAUUAUUUUGAUCAUUGAUAUCUUUUUGUACAUUAAAUUUGUUUUAUGAUUAUUAUUUAUGGUUACAACCAUAUUUCAACCUUUAUGACUUUAAAAAAGUAUUAUUUUUAUUUAUUUAUUAUUUUUUACUACAUUUUCAGACGUUUACCAGUAUCAGAAAAGAUAUAUGAAAGGGAACUGAAAGAAGCCUUACAAAUUUCAUUGUAUGAAACAGGAGGCAGCCAGGAUGUGGUAGUUCACAUUGAAGGUUUUGCAAAAUUUUAGAGACCUGUAAUUUUUUUUUGUUUGUUUUAUAAGCACACACUGCUCUAUAAAACUAUAUCUGAUAACAAUGAAAGUCAUUAGAACAACACAUCUUGGCGCAAAGCAAUUUUUAAAGAUUUGAACAGCUAAGUUAAUUACAGAGAUGUUUUAUAUGUGCUACAUUGUGGAAUUCCCCCCCCCCCUCCUCCCCCCAAAUCACUGAAUAACAAAGUAAUUUUUAUGUAUUUAAAAUAAACUAUUUUAAUAAUUAUGCAUCUGCCAUAGAUGAAAAAACACAAGUUUAUUACUAACGAUUACCAGGUAUAAACCUAUAUUUUAAUUGUUAAAUACAAGAGCCUAGCAACAAGAAUUAAGGAAAUAAGAAAUUUUGACAAAUGAAAAUGUGCCUGACUUUUGAGCCAUCCAGUCCAUGCACUAAUUUUAAAAAGUUAUACGGUACAAAAAUUAAAAGAUGAAAAUUUUAAAUAUCAAUUUAAACAUGAUUUUAUUUUAGUUUAGAGCCUCAUUUUUUCCUUUCUCUAAUAUUGUAACUUAAAUAAACAUAAUUUAGAACAAUAUCAGACCUGUUUACCCUCAGACUCUUAAAAUCGUACACUAUCAUCACAAUGUCAUUUAAUACGUUAUUUUCAUAGUAAAAAAAACAUACAGUAUAUACAAUCUAUACACCUCAAAAUCGUACAUUGUACGCCAAAAUUGUAAGAGUAAACAGGUCUGCAAUAUACAAUUUAGCAAGCUUUGAACAUCUUCUCUUUUUGCUACCAGUUUCUUAAUUUAACCAGCUGUUUAAAAUUCUGUAUGUUAAAAUACAGAUUAAAUGUCUUAGCUUUUAAAAGAUUCUGUAUAUUUAAAUAACGAUAAAAGUUCUUAAGGUUUUUUUUUUCAACAAAAAAUAAAGCAACUUGAUCAUUGACACAAACUCAUAUUCUUUUGGGUGCAGAUAUUUUCUUUAAUCAUUGUGCUAGCAAGAACAUGUGUAGGCUUAGCAACAUGUUCCAAUGUAACUCAAAAUAUUGAUUUGCUAGAUUUGCUAGUGAUAUAUUUUUCAAAUUAAUUUUUAAAAAUGUUGGUAGAAUAAAUAGUUAAAUAAUUUUUUUUUUUUAAAUAUCUGACAGGGUUGUCAUUUAAAAAAUUUUUUUUUAAAGAUUGUGGCUCAAGCAGUUCUACGCAAGAAGAAAAUUUAAAAGCCUCUAAUUGUGAUGAUGUGCAAGAAGCAUUUGCUCCUAGAAAAAAACUAUCUGAGCAAGAACCAGAGAAGAAAACUAGGACAAGACUAAAGCAUGACAGUGGCACAACUACAUUCACUGGCAUUGUAGGAACAGUGAUGGAUGAUAGUAUUGAAGUUCUAGGCUCACUUGUUGAUAAUGAUAAUAGUAGAUUACAUUCAAUUGCACAGGUGACUCCAGCUACGAGACGUUCUCAAAAGAAAAAACAGAAAUCUGAUGAUGAAAGUGAAGGUAAGAUAAUAAGGUUUCAAUAACUAUGAAUUGUUAUUAAUGUUGUUUGAAAAAUAAUCCUUGACCUUUUUCCUUCUUUUCCUUUUUUUUCACUGAUUUCUAUUAAAGUUAAAGUUUCUCGAGCGUAACAUUUUUUUAACUUGAUUUUAAUAACAUGUUGGUUGUUAAGAUUGUAUUGCCAUUGCCUUUUUUUUUUUCAUAUCCAAUACUCUCCAGAAGAUAGUAGUGAUUUAGAUCUGGAUCAUGAAAGUGAAGAUGAUGAGAACAGUAGCAGGGA
Molecule: messenger RNA, 7501 nt
Organism: Lymnaea stagnalis (great pond snail)
Lineage: Eukaryota; Metazoa; Mollusca; Gastropoda; Lymnaeidae
Source: the annotation of a GenBank genome assembly